Messenger RNA from Ananas comosus (pineapple), 465 nucleotides. RefSeq lists its product as uncharacterized. NCBI's taxonomy places the organism in Eukaryota, Viridiplantae, Streptophyta, Magnoliopsida, Poales, Bromeliaceae. The transcript has a single exon. The record is from RefSeq and is a predicted model, not a curated record. The coding region runs from base 1 to 465 and encodes 154 amino acids.
AUGAGCUACGCCAAUAUCAGGAGACGAGACUUAGAGUUCCAGAUUGGAGAUCAUAUAUUUCUGAAAGUCUCGCCGCCCAGAGGCAUACGCAGAUUUGGAGUGCAUGGAAAGCUCAGUCCACGCUCUGUUGGUCAGGUGUUGGAGCGAGUUGGGCCAGUUGCCUACAGGAUUGCUCUACCCCCACGACUAGCCGGUAUUCACGAUAUUUUCCAUGUCUCAGCAUUGAGGAAAUAUGUGUUCGAUCCCUCUCACGUGAUUGACUUCACUCCGCUUGAACUGGGCGAGAACCUGAGAUAUGAGGAGCGACCGGUGCGAAUUCUAGCUCGUGAAACGAAAGAAUUGUGCAGCUCGGUCAUUCCUUAUGUAAAGGUGCAGUGGAGUAAUCACGAGGAGCGAGAGGCGACAUGGGAGCUUGAGACAGUGAUGAGGGAAUCCUACCCCUACUUGUUUGAUGCGCCGGUUUGA